GAAUGCUGAGCAGUGAACACACAAAAACCUUCCUGCGUGUUUAUGUUGUUUACUUAUUAACUCAACAAAAGACCUGCUGAGUAAAGAAUGAUAAUUAUAUUAAUUGGUCAGUAAUAACAAUUAAAUAAAAAGAUCAAAUAUGAAGCUUUACUGUUUAAGUAGUCAUCCAAAUAAGCCAUGCUAUAUAUUGAGGUUCAAAGAAAUCACUGUCAUGCUGGACUGCGGUUUGUCAGCGCAGACUGCGCUCAACUUCAUUCCGCUACCGCUUGUCCCGAGCUCCAGGCUCGCUAAUCUGCCCGGCUGGAUGCCGAGAGAUUCUGUCGAACCGCAUUUGGAAGGGGAGCUAAAGGAAUGCUGCGGAAGAGUUUUUGUCGACUCUUCGCCCGAAUUUUGCCCACCUCUCGCCAACAUGGUCGACUAUUCGGAAAUCGACAUCGUCCUAAUUUCAAACUAUUCAUCAAUGCUGGCCCUUCCUUUCAUCACAGAAAAGACAGGUUUCAAAGGCGUCGUCUACGCGACAGAGCCAACAUUACAGAUUGGAAAGCUAUUCUUAGAAGAACUUGUCGAAUACCUUGAACAAACACCAAAAAGAAAUCAAGCAAAGUACUGGAAAGAGGUUUUGCAUUUACUUCCUAGUCCUCUGUGCGAUAGUUUCCGACCAAGAAGCUGGAAACGGCUUUACUCGCUUGCUAAAGUCAAAUCAAGUCUAUCAAGGAUAAAAGUUGUCGGAUAUGAUGAAAAGCUGGAUGUUUAUGGUGCACUUAAAGUAACUGCUGUUAGCUCGGGCUAUUGCUUAGGAAGCAGCAAUUGGGUGAUUAGCUCAGAUUACGAAAAAGUGGCUUAUGUCAGUGGCUCCUCUACGUUAACAACUCACCCUAGACCUAUGGAUCAGUCAGUUCUUAAAAACAGCAACGUGUUGAUUCUCACAGGCCUGACGCAAACGCCUACUUCUAACCCUGAUUCGAUGCUCGGCGAAUUAUGCGUAGCAGUUGCAAUGACUCUAAGAGCAAAUGGGUGCGUUUUGAUCCCUUGCUAUCCUUCCGGAGUCGUUUAUGACAUAUUCGAAUGCCUUUCGUCAUAUCUCGACAAUACAAACUUGGCGACGAUACCAAUGUUUUUCAUUUCGCCUGUUGCUGACAUGUCACUCGGGUACUCGAACAUUUUGGCAGAGUGGUUGUCCAAUACGAAACAGAGCAAGGUUUAUCUGCCGGAAGAACCUUUUCCCCAUGGAUACUUGGUGAAGAUGGGAAGGCUGAAACAUUACAAAAGAAUUUACUCCGAAGGAUUUAGCACAGACUUUAGACAACCUUGUAUUGUUUUCUGUGGGCAUCCCAGUUUGAGAUUCGGCGAUGCUGUCCACUUUAUUGAGCAGUGGGGCUCCAAUCCACUCCAUACCGUUAUUUUUACAGAGCCCGAUUUUCCAUACUUGGAUGCUUUGGCACCAUUCCAGCCUCUUGCUAUGAAAGCUGUGCACUGUCCUAUAGACACAAGUCUUAAUUUUACCCAGGCAAACAAGUUGAUACGAGAAUUGAAACCAGGUACUUUGGUUGUGCCACAAGCUUACACUCAGCCACCUCCAGCUCAUGCACACCGAUCCGAACUGGCUAUUGACCAAGAAAGUCGAUAUGUUAUUUCAAUCACAAGAGGGGAAGUGGUUUCAUUGGCCGUUAAAAGGCACACAGCGAAAGUCAGCUUGUGUCCAACUUUAGCCGAUAAAAUUUUGAGCUCCGAAGUCCGUCCUGGGAUAACCCUGGCGACAAUAACGGCAGCGUUGCAUGUCAAAGACAACCAGCACAAUAUUACUGAACUGCCGGAAGAGCCGACUUCAAAGAAGAGGAAGCUUGCCUUGAAGUGUGAAGAGGCUUUGAAAUCGCCGAGGUACGAAUGGGGGACGCUCGACGUAGAAAACUUCAUCAAAAGGUUGAAACAGGAAGGAAUCAACGACACAAAAGUGGAACACAAUAUGGGAGGAUAUAUCAUACAUUUGCAAGAAGAAGAUACAGUCAUUCAAAUUGAAGAUUCAAACACUCAUAUAUACUGUGAAGCGAAUGAUCUCUCGCUAAGGCAAAAAUUAAGAACGAUCUUAAUGCAGUGUUUAAAUUCUUUUUAAUUAAUGUAUUAUGUAUUUAAAUAAAUUAAUAUAGAUGUUAUUGUAUAUUGUAAAAAUGUCAUGUUUUUCUUUUAGCUUGCUCCAAGUUAUUGUGAUAAAUAUAUAGUCAUUUUUUAUUUUAAA
Molecule: messenger RNA, 2233 nt
Organism: Cimex lectularius (bed bug)
Lineage: Eukaryota; Metazoa; Arthropoda; Insecta; Hemiptera; Cimicidae
Gene: IntS9
Product: integrator complex subunit 9
Exons: 12
Coding region: 140-2110 (656 amino acids)
Biological process (GO): snRNA processing
Cellular component (GO): integrator complex
Source: RefSeq, a predicted model, not a curated record